Messenger RNA from Pollicipes pollicipes, 1443 nucleotides. RefSeq names its product zinc finger protein squeeze-like. The transcript is spliced from 5 exons. Lineage: Eukaryota; Metazoa; Arthropoda; Thecostraca; Pollicipedomorpha; Pollicipedidae. Gene Ontology annotation, molecular function: DNA-binding transcription factor activity, RNA polymerase II-specific; RNA polymerase II cis-regulatory region sequence-specific DNA binding. The record is from RefSeq and is a predicted model, not a curated record. Gene Ontology annotation, cellular component: nucleus. The coding region runs from base 1 to 1443 and encodes 480 amino acids. Gene Ontology annotation, biological process: positive regulation of transcription by RNA polymerase II; negative regulation of transcription by RNA polymerase II.
AUGGACCUCGACAGCCUGGGGUGCGUCAUGGACCUCGACAGCCGGAGGGGUGUCAUGGACCUCGAUAGCCGGGGCAUCUUCCACAGCUGGGUCUCCAUGGUGGCCGAGCAGAUGGGUCACCACGACGUCCACUACCCCUGGGUCGGCGGUGAGGACCUGUGGCGCGCCGACAUGGAGCCCCCCAGCAACGACGGCUUCCUGUACCCGGCGCGCUUCUUCAUGGGGUGCGAGUGUUCAGCGUGCGGGCGGCCCGAGCGAGCGCGUGCCGUACGCCGGACGUGCCGCAGUCGGCGCGUGCAGAGCCGGUGGCCGGCGGCGCUCGACAUGACGCUCUUCAACAUGUGGUGGCGGCCGGAGGAGUACGAGGGUGAGUCGGCCGAGGCGGCGAUGUUCGUCUCCAAGGCCGAUCUUCAGAUGCACGUGCAGGUGCACAUGCGCGAGGCCAAGCCGUACAAGUGCAGCCAGUGCUCCAAGGCGUUCGCCAACAGCUCGUACCUGUCGCAACACACGCGCAUCCACCUGGGGAUCAAGCCGUACCGCUGCGAGAUCUGCCAGCGCAAGUUCACGCAGCUGUCGCACCUGCAGCAGCACAUCCGCACACACACGGGCGACAAGCCGUACAAGUGUCGCCACCCGGGCUGCUCCAAGGCGUUCUCACAGCUCUCCAACCUGCAGAGCCACUCUCGCUGCCACCAGACAGACAAGCCGUACAAGUGCAACUCCUGCUACAAGUGCUUCACCGACGAGGCCAGCUUGCUCGAGCACAUCCCCAAGCACCGCGAGUCGAAGCACCUAAAGACGCAGAUCUGCCCGUACUGCGGCAAGAGCUACACACAGGAGACGUACCUGCAGAAGCACAUGCAGAAGCACGCCGACCGCAUGGACAAGCGCGGCGGGACGGGCCAGGCCGUGCCGCAGCGCAUCGACAACCCGUACUGGCCCAAGGACGAGUUCGACGUCAAUGGUGGUGGCCUGCAGUCGCCGCUGGACCCCUCCCGGCUGCACCUGGGUCGCGACGGUCUGGAGCACCGCGUGCUCAGUCUGGACGACCCGCGUCUGCACGCCGGCCGCGACACGCUGGAGCACCGCGUGCUCAACCUAGACGAGCACCGGCCGGCGCACAGCCUGGCACAGAACGUCAUCUACGAGCCGAUGCCGCGCGCCUCGGUGGCCGCCUCGUCGGCCUUCACGCCGAUCCAGGGUGGCAUGGCGCCAGUGGGAAGCGGCGGCCUGCCACUCCAGGUGGCGCCCACGUCGCAGCGCUACUUCUACGACCCCAACAGCUUCCCGAAGGGCGGCGGCGCCGGGCCGGAGCUGAAGGCAACCGCUAACGCCAGCGGCUUCAUUUCGCUGCACCAGAUCAGCAGCUACGCACAGCAGCAGCGUGGCGGCGAGCUGCUCGGCCUCAAGGAGAAGCCGCAGCCGCCGCCGCACUCGCAGUAG